AUGUUCUUUGCCGAGCUCCUCUCGACCCGCACCUCGUUGGGCAAGCUGUGGAAUGCCGGACAGCUUGCGCGGAUGGGCCGCAUGCGGCACCGCAGGCUCCACGCGCGGGCAUCACUCAAGGGCUUGGGCGCGUCGUCACGAUCGGCACCGUCGUCGCACCGCGGCAAGGUCGCGGUCUUCAAGACCAUUCCCAAGCGGUCGGUGCUCUCGGCCAACAUCACUGGCCUCGCGGCCGCCGUCCGCAAGCGGGCCAUCGACGCCUCCGACCUGUCGCUAGCAGUCAAAGGUGUGCUUGUCCAUGGCCUUGCUGCCAUCUACGACCGCAAGUGUGCCUACACCCUCGACGAUGCAUCCAAGGCCAUGACCACCAUCAUGGGCCAGCUCAAGACGUUUAACACAACAAAGGCUGCGGGCGGAGGACACCGGCGGAAGCGGGCGGCGCAGAGGCGGCGCGUGCGCAAGCAGGCAGGGGGUGACGUGGGGGCGGCCACCGCGCACGCCUGCCUUCGCGAGCUGCUGCAGAACGACGCCUCGCUCCGAGAGUACUACACGGCGAUGCUCGGGGGACCGGAAGGCGGGCUGCUGAACGUACUUGGCGGCGGCGUCGAGGGUGCUGACCUCAACCAAGGCUUCCUGGUCCUUGAUCCGCAUGCUGCGCACGCCGCGCCGCCAUGCGCCAUCACGCUGCCCGAUCCCGCGGCAAGCUCGCUCUUUGCCGGCGGCACCGGCGUCGACGACUUGGGCCUGCUGCUUGUUGGCGGCGACGAUGGCUUUGGCAUCGACGACUUUGGCGAGGCUAACGUCCCGCACUACGAGCCGGGCGUUGGCGCGCUUGACGACAACAGCGGCGACGACCAAGUCGGCGAGUGGGAGCUGUUUGGCCGAGCGGUCAGCGAGCCGCAGCUUGCGUCGCUUGCAUCGCUCGGAUGGGACGAGGAGCACGUGGCGCAGCAGCGCGCGCGUCCGCGCGGACCACAGGUCGAUGCCCGCACUCGGUUCUCAUCGGCGGUGAUGCGGCGGAACCUGGAGACCGGCGCAUCAACCGUCGGGACGUGGCAUGCGAGCCGGGUGGAGGAUGGGGUGCGGCAGGCGCGGCUCGACGCUUGGCGAGCAGUCGGGUGGCGGCCGCGAGUCUUUGCGCACCACGCGACCGAGCUUCGACCGCAGGUUGCGCCUGCGCUGCGCAACCUGCUGCAAAGCUCGCUCUCGCUCGAGCCCGCGCCGCCGGCGGAGCGGCGGGCGUGGGCGAGCGGUUUGGACCUCUCGUUUGCCGCGUCCGCGGCACCCGAUCCGUUGUCGGACGGCGACACAUUCUCCGGCGAGUGGGACGAGGCCUUUGCGGUGGCGUGGGACGAGGCCGAGGAUGCUGAGCCAUCGGCGGAGCGGUCGCUCGGUGCGCUGUUGGAGGCGUCGAUGGGUCCUGAGCGCGCGCGCAGCUCGCAGCCUGCGCGCAGCGGCGACGUGGCUUGGGCCGUCGAGCACAUGGAGGGCACGACAGCGCGAUUUCUGCGGUGGCUGGCACGCGCCACGCCAGGCACGCCCUUUGGCGAGCUGGUGGCGCCCGGGGCGGUGAGCGCGGGCACAGCGGCCAAGGCCUUUCCGCCAGCAAGCGGACCGGGUCCGGCCCGAGGUCACUGA
This is a messenger RNA of Thecamonas trahens ATCC 50062, 1638 nucleotides long. RefSeq lists its product as uncharacterized. The coding region runs from base 1 to 1638 and encodes 545 amino acids. The transcript has 3 exons. Gene Ontology annotation, molecular function: protein binding. The record is from RefSeq and is a predicted model, not a curated record. Lineage: Eukaryota; Apusomonadida; Apusomonadidae.